Cylicostephanus goldi is the source of this 531-nucleotide messenger RNA. NCBI's taxonomy places the organism in Eukaryota, Metazoa, Nematoda, Chromadorea, Rhabditida, Strongylidae. The record is from the annotation of a GenBank genome assembly.
AUGUGGAUAAUAUGCUUGGAAAAACCCAAAACAAAUGAGGCUGUUACAUGCCUUGAAGAAUUCGCAGUGGUGAAUCGUUCCACGUUAACGGCUGGAUCCGAGAGGCCGUUGAAAUUGGUUUAUAGCGGUGAAGUGGACGCAAUUAAUGCUGAAGGAGAUAUCGUCGAACUGAAGACACAACGCUAUGCGCUUAAUAAUACAUUCUGGAAGUAUAAGAGUCUGAAGUGGUGGCUGCAGUCGCAUUUACUCGGUAUUCGUGACAUCGUCGUAGGCUAUCGUGACGAUGAUGGCAUUGUUACAAAGGUUGAACUUCUGCACACGAACGAUCUUUACAAACGAGGCGAAUGGUCGGCUAAUGUAUGUAUGGGUGUACUUUACAAAGUGCUUAGCGAAGUACAAUCACAAUUGAAACGUAAUGGCAAACCUUGUAUCGUUCGCUAUCAAGGUGACAGCAAGGUCACAGUUCAUCGAGCUGCACCAGCUGACGUGGAUUUUUUCACUAGUAGAUUCAAAACACACUUCCAAUUGUAA